This is a messenger RNA of Amaranthus tricolor (Joseph's coat), 1693 nucleotides long. RefSeq lists its product as uncharacterized. The record is from RefSeq and is a predicted model, not a curated record. The transcript has 6 exons. Bases 112 to 1314 code for a protein of 400 amino acids. Gene Ontology annotation, cellular component: Golgi apparatus. NCBI's taxonomy places the organism in Eukaryota, Viridiplantae, Streptophyta, Magnoliopsida, Caryophyllales, Amaranthaceae.
UUUAAAAUGAAAUAGAGAUUUAGAGAUAAAUAGAACUUUACCUUACGCUAUGCAGAGUUGUGUCUCACGUAUGUAACAAGCAACACUGAAGUGUCUCACAAAAACUCCCAAAUGGGAAGUCCCAAAACUCGUCCACUACCAAAACCCAAAUCAAAUCUUUCACAACCCAUUUUGAUCCUUGCAUUUUCAAUUACUGGGAUUGCAUUCUUAUUCCUCUUCUCAUCUUUCAUUUCUACAAGUGGGUUUUCUUCCCCUUCUACUAAAAUCAUCCCCCAUGUCUUCAAUCAACCUAAAUCUAACUCCUUUCAACCAAAUCAAAAGUUCUUGUAUUGGGGUUAUAGAAUUGAUUGCCCUGGAAAACAUUGUGAUACUUGUGCUGGUCUUGGUCACCAAGAAUCUAGUCUUCGUUGUGCCCUUGAAGAGGCCUUAUUCCUUGAAAGGACUUUUGUGAUGCCUGCUCGGAUGUGCAUUAACCCAAUACAUAACAAAAAAGGGAUAUUGCAUCAAAUGAGUAAUGUGAGUACAGAGAAGGGGUGGAUGGCUACCUCCUGUGCAAUGGAUUCUUUGUACGACUUGGACCUUAUAUCCCAGAAGAUACCCGUGAUUUUAGACAAUUCAGAAUUAUGGCACCAAGUAUUAUCAACCACCAUGAAGUUGGGUGCCAGAGGUGUGGCUCACGUGGAAGGGGUUAAUCGGGUUGAGUUAAAGAAGAAUUCUCAAUAUGCCAACCUCUUGCUUAUUAAUAGAACUGCAAGUCCUCUUGCAUGGUUUGUGGAAUGCAAGGAUAGGCUAAAUCAUAGUGCUGUUAUGCUGCCAUACGAUUUUCUUCCAUCAAUGGCAACUAAGAAACUUAGAGAUGCUGCUGAUAUGAUAAAAGCGAUGCUUGGUGACUAUGAUGCUAUCCAUGUCCGUCGGGGUGAUAUAUUGAAAACAAGGAAAGAUAGAUUUGGUGUUGAAAGAAGCCGACAUCCUCAUGUUGAGAGGGAUACAAGGCCAGAGUGUAUUCUUCGAAGAAUUGCGAAAUGGAUUCCACCUGGACGCACCCUUUUCAUUGCAUCGAAUGAGAGGAAGCCUGGAUAUUUUUCACCCCUUGCGGCCAGGUACAAAUUGGCAUAUUCAUCAAACUACAGUAGAAUCUUAGAUCCUGUGAUAGAGAAUAACUACCAGUUGUUCAUGAUAGAUAGGCUGAUUAUGAUGGGAGCAAAAACUGUCAUCAACACCUUCAAAACUGAUGAUUCAGAUAUGAGUUUAAGUGAUGACCCAAAAAAAAAUACCGGCGGAUGGAUGGAAGUUGUUCGUACCGAGAGUUGCUGAAGACUGAAGACAUGAGAAUCAUGUUCAUCAACUUAUUGCUCUUGCAAGUCAAAUACGACUGAUUACUGUGCAGACGUUCACCCUACAUGAUAUUGCAUGACUUCAUGCAACAACCGAAGGGGGAGACUUGUUGAGGGCCCCCUUAAGCUUCUUGCAUAAAUUUUAGAGGUUUCGGGGUGUUAGUAUUGUGUUGCGAUUGUAUAUUUUUUGCGCUUAUUUUGACCGUUAACAAAGAUCUUAUGUGGGUGGAUCGGGUUUAAAUGUUGUCCCUUUGCCCAUUGGCGAUAUUUUCUUCAAAGAUGAGAAAAUAUCACAUGAUAUCAUGUAAAUCUUAUGAUGUUGAGCAAAAUGUUUCUUUGCUAUCGGUGUGUUUUCUCCA